Messenger RNA from Gadus morhua (Atlantic cod), 3226 nucleotides. RefSeq names its product solute carrier family 2 member 10 (gene slc2a10). Lineage: Eukaryota; Metazoa; Chordata; Actinopteri; Gadiformes; Gadidae. The transcript is spliced from 7 exons. Gene Ontology annotation, molecular function: D-glucose transmembrane transporter activity. Gene Ontology annotation, cellular component: membrane. The record is from RefSeq and is a predicted model, not a curated record. Gene Ontology annotation, biological process: circulatory system development; D-glucose transmembrane transport. The coding region runs from base 534 to 2171 and encodes 545 amino acids.
UCCAUACUAGGCUGCCACCUCAAAAUGAAAAGGUUGUAUCAGCUGGGUUUGAGGUCGUGUUUGCUGAGGUUUUCUGAUCUGCCUCCAGGCUAUUGUCGUGAAACUUCGAUAUGGUUUCUUCUGAAACUUGAGACAGUAGUCUGCCACGUAGGAGAAGGAAGCUCCGGGCAGCAGACCCGAUAAGCGCAGCGCGAGGCGUCUGGAAUAAAGCGGUGGGCUGACGAGUUCUGACCGACUUGAUGUUCGUUCUUUAAGCUUGGAGAUAUGGAGAUACAGCCACUGACCGUGCAGAGACCUCGGGUAUAACGGGUGAAUGAAACCAGCAUGGAGCCUAAUGAAUUGUUCCUACCCGCCAUGGAGCCAUGUUCCCACUACAACCUCUGCAUGGGAAACGUUUAUUAAACUGCAAAGGGAAAGCAGAAUAAAACGUCACGACUGAUGCCACAAGGUGGAGACGACCUUUGUUAAACUGAAGAGGAACAAGUUGAACUACAUUGGAUUUAAUCUUUGUUUCCUGAAUGGUGUCAUGAACAAUGGGUUGUCCCCUCUUGUUGCUGACCAGUACGGUGUCCAUCCUCGGCGGCCUGGUCUUUGGCUAUGAGCUGGGCAUCAUCUCAGGAGCCCUGCUCCAGCUCAAGGCUGAGUUUGUACUCCUGUGUGCCCAGCAGGAAGCCCUGGUCAGUGCCUUGCUGGUGGGAGGAUUGAUGGCCUCCAUCGUGGGGGGCUGCCUGAUUGACCGCUGCGGCCGCAGAACCUCCAUGCUCCUCAGUAACGCGCUGAUCACGGCGGGCAGCCUGGUGGUGCUCAGUGACUCCUACGGGGGCCUGGUGGUGGGCCGCAUCACAGUGGGCUUUGGGAUGUGUGUCUCCUCCAUGUCCUGCUGCAUCUUUGUGUCCGAGAUGGUCUCCCCGGACCGCCGGGGGCUGCUGGUGACUCUGUACGAAGCUGGUAUCACCGUGGGCAUCCUGGCUGCCUACGCCACAAACUACCUCCUCUCCGACACCCCUAGAGGCUGGAGGCUUAUGUUUGGAAUAGCCCUGGCACCGACGUUGGCACAGUUUGUUUGUAUAUGCACUCUUCCGGCCAAUGCUGAUGGAUGUAACGUUAACAGGGAUGGUUUUCAGACGGAGAGAAAGCCCAUGAGUCUCGUUCAAAGUCCAGCAGCGGACGAGGCGCUAGUCGGCGGCACCAGACCGGACAAGCAGCUCAGCGUGAUGUACCUGUUUCAGAGCAGGGACAACAUGAGACGCCGUACCGCCAUCGGCCUGGGGUUGGUGAUCUUCCAGCAGCUCAGCGGCCAACCCAACAUCCUGCUCUACGCCUCCACCAUCUUCCACUCGCUGGGCUUCCAUGGCGACGCCUCGGCAGUGCUGGCGUCUGUCGGCUUGGGGCUGGUCAAGGUGCUCGCCACCCUAAUCUCCAUGGUGCUCUCCGACCGGGUGGGCCGCAGGCCUCUUCUCAUCGGUGGAUGUGCCUUCAUGGCUGCGGGUCUUCUCACUGUUGUGCUCCUCGGUGGACAGGCGGCUCUCAGCGCUAGCGGUGCGUGUGUGGUAAACACCCCGGGUGCCAACCACACAUCUCUGCCCAGUUUGCCACAUGCUGAUCCGACAGCGUCGAACAGGUCUCUUGGAGAGCAUCGCAGACUUUUUUAUUUGUCAGAGAUCAAAGAGAUUGGAUCAGAUUAUUCUGUUUACCCCGCCAAUGCGUCCUCUGUGUUGCCGUCUACACCUGGUGUCCAGGGAACGGUGGUUAACUGGAUCAUUCUCAUCUGUAUCUUCGCCUCAGUCGGUGCCUACUCUAUUGGAUUUGGACCCAUAACCUGGCUAGUCCUGAGUGAGAUCUUUCCUGUGGGAGUCAGGGGAAGGGCGUUUGCAUUCACCAACUGCUUCAAUUGGGCCACACACCUGUUGGUCACCUGCUCUUUUUUGCAUGUUAUUGAUGCGAUUGGACUUUCAGGCACGUUUCUUUUGUACGGUACAACAUGUGUAGCCGCAGGUAUUUUCUUUUACUGUAUGCUUCCUGAGACCAUGGGGAAGACUCUGGAGCAGAUAGAUGAAGAACUUAGCACAAACAGGGUACAUAGUGAUAAGGUAUGCUGCAGCAGUCUGAGAAGGAGAACUGCCACGGUGAAGUACCAGAGAGUAGAGUGUCAACACAGCGACACAAACUGACCUCCACAGGGAAAUGCCUUAUUUCAAUGGGAGACUCUUCUAUUGAAUGUUCCAACUAAGCUAGGAUGGGGUAGAAGCAUGUCGAAGGACAAUCGUUGAAGGCUGCAAUUUCACUGAACAAUCAAGAUGUUGUGUACCUCAACGUGUUAUUAUCAAGGCUGAACGAGAAGGCUUUGGCAUAUAAUUGACUUAUCACACUGGAUGUUAUUUAUGUCUAAAUAUUACAGGUACAAACCAAGUAUUGGUGGAUCUGUGGUCAUAUUUUCAUGUGGGAGGAUGCCUUAACAUCAUAAAAUAAAACAAUGUUAAAAACACUCACAAUCUACUUCAACGCAUGCUUGAGUUCCAAAACCUUAUUUCUUUAGUAGGGUAACUGAGGUCUCUGUUAAAUCAAUUUUUAUAUUUUUUCUCCUGCAUUUCUCCUGUGUCAUUUGAUGGACGUAAUAAAGCAGCCAGUCGUAUACCUGAUAAAUAAAACGUGUGUUUAUUUACACAAAUGUUUUCAAAUACUAGUAAUCUAAAUAAGGACAUAAAAAUAUAUACAGUGAUGUCAGGACUUGUACAGCUCAGUUAAUAAGCCAAUGUAUACAUAGAACUGGUAGCAUUUUGAGUUUUCUGAAAGGAAAAAGAUUCAUAUGUACAACAUUGCCUACAACUCUCACUCUGAAUCUGGCACUAAACGUGUGUACGUGUGUUCCUAGUCAAUGCUUCUUGUCAGCGAAAGCUAGUUGAUGUUUGUUGGAUAUACAAACAUAUCUAAUGAAAGAAAAACCUAGCCAGAUGAACAGAAUGAGGGACCCCCUCUAAAGGAAACUACCAGUGUCAGUCAUCCUUCAUUUGCAACUCUUUCUCGCAAAAACAAACCUUAGGUUUUGGUUAGUCUUCUUUUCCGUAUGAGGUGAAGUAAACUUUUGGGUACGUGGUGAAUUUGGAGGAAAGCAACCCGAGAAUAGCUUGAGGGCAAAGGAAAGUGGAACAUGAAACAUAAAAACAAGAUUAACGGUGCUUAACAAAUACGUGGACACGACCGACCGGCUCUCUGAAUGGAAAACAAA